Messenger RNA from Episyrphus balteatus (marmalade hoverfly), 1711 nucleotides. RefSeq names its product SET domain-containing protein SmydA-8 (gene SmydA-4). Gene Ontology annotation, molecular function: protein binding. NCBI's taxonomy places the organism in Eukaryota, Metazoa, Arthropoda, Insecta, Diptera, Syrphidae. The transcript is spliced from 7 exons. The record is from RefSeq and is a predicted model, not a curated record. Bases 50 to 1603 code for a protein of 517 amino acids.
UUUUUUUUGGUUUAAGCUCAAUAGUUUUAAAUUUUAUUAGUGCCGCGAGAUGCCACAAAAUACUAGACACAAAAAAAACAAACACCAAAAACAUAAGAAAUUGGUUUCCAGUUCAACUACUCCUGAGGAAGAACCCGAAAAUGACUUACCGUACAAAGUUGAAAUAUCAGAAGUUAUGGGGCGUUACUUGGUUGCCAGUAGAAACCUGGAAGCGGGUGAACCCAUAAUCGAAGAGCUACCACUAGCCAUUGGUCCAUCAGCAAACAGCGAAGCAGUGUGCCUGGGUUGUUACAUACCAGUCAAAUUAACUCUUUCCCAAUAUAAAUGUUCCGAGUGCAAAUGGCCCCUUUGCUCGCCUGAAUGUCGAGGCAUUGGCCAAGUGACAGGUCACACGUCCUAUGAAUGUAAAUUUUUAAAAGAAAAAAACUCAGCUGUAGAUCUUCUGGCUACUGCAAGUCUGACAACAAUCAAAAGCCUCUACGAACUUAUCCUCCCAAUAAGAAUUCUUUUAAUGAAAACCCACCGUCCAGACGACUACAAUGUGAUACUCUCAAUGGAAGCUCAUCUUAAAUUACGACGCCUUAACAAUGUCCUUUGGGAACAUUAUCAAAAGACAAUUGUUAACAAGCUUCGUGAUGACUGGAAUACAAAAGAUUAUUCUGAGGAAGAUAUUCAUACGAUUUGCGGUAUUAUUGAUGUCAAUUGUUUUGAAAUCGGUCAGAACUCAGCAAAAGCAAGGGCCAUAUUUCCUAGUGCAUUUCUGCUUUCUCACGAUUGUGUUCCAAAUACUGCACACACCGAUCAUCCGAAAACAUUUUCAAUUCUAUUACGUACCUCUAGAAAAAUCAAAAAAGGAGAAUCCAUUACAUUAAGUUACGCUUACACUUUGCAGGGAACUUUUAAACGACGAGACUUCAUGCACGCUGGGAAACUAUUCUGGUGUCAAUGUAAAAGGUGUUCCGAUCCAACAGAGCUCAAAACAGAUUGCAGUACAUUAGUUUGCCCUGAGUGUUCCAAAGGUUCAGUCAGAUCAAGUAACCCUCUUGAUCAGGAGGCUGAUUGGAAAUGUGAUCGAUGUUCUUACAAACUUUGCGCUAAAUCAUUGGAAAAUCUUUUGGAUAAAUUAAACAACGAACUGGAAUCUAUUGAUCCCCAUGAUGUAAACGGACUUGAAGGCUUCUUAAAGAAAUACCAGAACAUUCUUCGUCCAAACCAUUAUCUAUUACUUUCGGCCAAAUACUCACUGUGUCAGGUUUAUGGACGCACCGAUGGUUAUCUUAUUCAUGAAAUGUCUUUGGAAGACAUCAAGAGAAAGGAGAAAUAUUGUCGUGAUUUUCUGUCAGUGAUUGAUGUUCUUGAACCGGGACUGACACGUCUCCGAGGACUCAUCAUGUACGAGUUGCAUGCACCAAUCAUGGUUCUAUCCACAAGGUUUAUUCAAAACAAAUUAAUCACUCGUAAUGAAUUUCAAAGGAAUCUGAAGGAGGUUGCUAGACUGUUGAAGGAGAGUCGAGAUAUGUUGAAGAUGGAACCGGAGGGAUCAAAUGAAUACAUGAUGGGACAAGCAGCUGAGGAAGCUCUGCAGGGGAUGGGGAUGGUUUGAAGAUUUAUUUUUUGUUUCCUUUAAAUAAAGUGUUGAAUUUAUUAUCGUACUUGAAAUUGCGAUAAAAGUAUUCGUUGAAUAAAUAACUAAUAAAAUGAAGACAUUUAC